UGGGGCUUGCUGGCCAUGGCUCUACUUACUGCGGCCAUGGCCUUGGGAGCCAAGAACUCAUCCUGUUUUGUUCUUGCUGCCCGACAUGCCAGUGCUUCUUCCACGAAUUUGAAAGAUGUAUUGGCCAACCUGAUACCUAAGGAGCAGGCCAGAAUUAAGACCUUCAGACAGCAACAUGGCAAGAUGGUGGGCCAAAUCACUGUGAACAUGAUGUAUGGUGGCAUGAGAGGCAUGAAGGGACUAGUCUAUGAAACAUCAGUUCUUGAUCCUGAUGAGGUCAUCCGCUUCCGAGGCCACAGUAUCCCUGAGUGCCAGAAACUGCUGCCCAAAGCUAAGGGUGGGGAAGAGCCCCUGCCUGAAGGAUUAUUUUGGCUGCUAGUAACUGGACAGAUCCCAACAGAAGAACAGGUUUCGUGGCUCUCAAAUGAGUGGGCAAAGAGAGCAGCUCUGCCUUCGCAUGUGGUCACCAUGCUGGACAACUUUCCUACCAAUCUGCACCCCAUGUCUCAGCUAAGUGCAGCUGUUACAGCCCUCAACAGUGAUAGUAACUUUGCCCGGGCAUAUGCAGAGUGUAUCAACCGAACCAAGUACUGGGAGUUGGUUUAUGAAGAUUGUAUGGAUCUGAUUGCAAAGCUACCUUGUGUUGCAGCAAAGAUCUACCGGAAUCUUUACCGCGAGGGCAGUAGUAUUGGGGCCAUUGACUGUAAGCUGGACUGGUCCCAUAAUUUCACUAACAUGUUAGGCUAUACGGAUGCUCAGUUCACGGAACUCAUGCGCUUAUACCUCACCAUCCACAGCGACCAUGAGGGUGGCAAUGUAAGUGCCCAUACCAGCCAUUUAGUGGGCAGUGCCCUUUCAGACCCUUACCUGUCAUUUGCAGCAGCCAUGAAUGGGCUGGCAGGGCCUCUACAUGGACUGGUGAAUCAGGAGGUGCUUGUGUGGCUAACACAACUACAGAAGGAAGUUGGCAAAGAUGUAUCAGAUGAGAAGUUACGAGACUACAUCUGGAACACACUUAACUCAGGACGGGUUGUCCUAGGCUAUGGCCAUGCGGUGCUGAGAAAGACUGAUCCAUGAUAUUCCUGUCAGCGAGAGUUUGCUCUGAAACACCUGCCCAAUGACCCCAUGUUUAAACUGGUUGCUCAACUGUAUAAGAUUGUACCCAAUAUUCUCCUAGAGCAGGGCAAGGCCAAGAAUCCUUGGCCCAACGUAGAUGCUCACAGUGGGGUGCUGCUCCAGUACUAUGGCAUGACGGAGAUGAAUUAUUACACAGUCCUAUUUGGAGUGUCACGGGCUCUGGGUGUGCUGGCACAGCUCAUCUGGAGCCGAGCUUUGGGCUUCCCUCUAGAAAGGCCUAAAUCCAUGAGCACAGAUGGUUUGAUGAAAUUUGUGGACUCUAAGUCAGGGUAAAACUUGGGAACUGGGGGGAAACUUGACUACCAGAAGAUAAGAAGCUUAACAACAACAAAAUAGUAUACUUUUGUUUCAAGGGAC
Messenger RNA from Octodon degus (degu), 1494 nucleotides. RefSeq names its product citrate synthase, mitochondrial-like. Gene Ontology annotation, biological process: citrate metabolic process; tricarboxylic acid cycle; carbohydrate metabolic process. Gene Ontology annotation, cellular component: mitochondrial matrix. Lineage: Eukaryota; Metazoa; Chordata; Mammalia; Rodentia; Octodontidae. The record is from RefSeq and is a predicted model, not a curated record.